Molecule: messenger RNA, 2635 nt
Organism: Ictalurus furcatus (blue catfish)
Lineage: Eukaryota; Metazoa; Chordata; Actinopteri; Siluriformes; Ictaluridae
Product: HMG box-containing protein 4-like
Exons: 13
Coding region: 199-1668 (489 amino acids)
Source: RefSeq, a predicted model, not a curated record
CAUAUCAGUGUUCAAGAUGGCGGCGAGGAUAGCUUGAAGUUUAUGAAUGCUAGUUAAUGUUUGAUCAGCGCGAUCACCUGAAGAAACGAGACGUGUGUGCACAUAUCAAUAAACCAGAUGAAUCCGAUCUCAAAUGCGGUUCCGUUUACAGCUGAGAAUAUUGGAAAUAUUUGAUGGUUGUGUAUUUCGGGCGUUGUGAUGGAGGGUGAGGUGAGCCUGGUGGCAGGCCGCAGUCAGAGAGAGAAGAGGAGAUCGUACAAGGACCUCCUGCGAGAAGAGGAGAUCAUCGAUGCUGAGGUUCGCAAGUCCUCAAAGAAGCGUCCCAAGGAAUCGGAUGGGUUUGUAGCGAGCGGCGAGUUUCACAAGAAGAAAAAGAAGCAUCAUGAUGAUUAUCAUUACAAAGAUCACCACAAAAAGAAGAAAAGGCCGUCCGACAGCCAUGGUAGCUCUACGUCUGCCUCAGCCCCCUCCAGUUCUCCCCACGAUGGCAUGACUGCCAUGGGUCUGCUCCAGGCCAUCACCUCUCCUACAGCUGUAGGCUCAGAGCCCUGCCCUACGCUUCCCAAGAAACCGUCAUACCCCUCGCUCCCUUCAGUUAAAGAUCGCAGGCGAGAGAGCAUGCCCCCGUCCAAACCAGCUAAGAAGAAACCGCAUGUAAUGAGAGAGAUGCUACCGAUGGUCGGAGAGGAAGUGGAGCUGGAAGGGCAUUAUGGGGGAUCGUACGAGCUGCUGGACGACGAGAGCUCCUCCUCAGCGGAGGAUGAAGAAGGGGGUCAGCUGGUCAUUGACGAUUCCUUCAACCAGUAUAGAAAGAAGAACAAAAAGAGCAAGAAAAGCAAGAAGAAGAAGGACAAAGAGAAAGAGCGGCGUCACAGCAGCAAAUCCAACGGCAGCUCGGACCCCGGGGGGUUGUAUGCAGGAGGACGGUCAGGAUCUCACAGUGACAAAAAGAGAAAGAAGGAAGAGAAGGCCAGAUUAAAGGCUGUGAAGGCAAAAAAGAAGGUCCUCACCGCAUAUCAGAUCUUCUCGAAAGAGUACAGGUUGAGCAUCCUGGAGGAGCAGCCAGGUCUCGAUUUUGGAGAUUUGAGUAAGAAGUUGGCAGAUGCUUGGAAACAGUUACCUGAGGGAGACAAACAGGUGUGGAGGGAGAGGGCGGAGUAUCUGCAGCACAAGCAGAUGAAGUACGAAUCCACUACAAGCAAACACAGUAAACACAGCCAGCCCAAACCUGCCAAAGAUACCAGUAAGACUAAAGGUGUUGCUCAGUUUCCGGGUGUGGUUACUCCAACCCCAGCAGCAACGCAGACAGUAGCAGUAGUACCGAAGCGACCAGAGCCUGCCGUGACUCUACCACAGAACGGACCGUCUCUGGCUCCUGCAGCUGAACCCUCGCCUUCCCCACUCAGAGAUCCCGAGGUGGACCCAAUCGAUGCUGCGGCUCACCUGCAGCUGCUUGGCGAGUCACUGUCCCUGAUUGGCCGGAGGCUUCAGGAGACCGAGGGGAUGGUGACGGUAUCAGGCUCUCUCUCUGUACUGUUGGACUCUGUGCUGUGUGCUCUUGGCCCUCUGGCGUGUCUCACUGCUCAGGUGCCAGAACUUAACGGCUGCCCUCCUCACGUACUGUCAAACACUCUGGAUAACAUAGCCUACGUCAUGCCUGGACUCUGAACGCUACCGGAUCAUCUCCCAAGUACAGACUUUCUCUUCUCUCUCUGGAAGAUGAGGCCUAGCUGGUAGUUCCUCACCCUUGGACCUUUGUCAACCCUGACAGUACUUCUGGUUCUCAUCAUGAGAAGGACUUGAAUUGCACAUUUUUGCACUGGACAGACCACAGACUACACGUCUCCUUUUAACCUGCUUCUUAAUGCGUCGUUUCCAUUUUUAUCCUGUCUACUCUCCAUUUUGUAUUUUUGUCAACGUGUUUUUUUUUUUUCUUUCCUUUCUUUCAAUUAAAAGCAUUUUAGUGAGCCCUUUUAACCUCUGUGCACCUGCUCUGAUUUUUAACUUGGUUUGGGUGGGUGGUGCUUGUUAGUUGGGAUUGCAGGUCACUAUUUUACAUUCGAUACUUGCCCCCUAACUUGAUUUAUAGUCUCAAAGCUCAGGUUAUUAACCAGCUUUAAGCUCCAGGGUCCUCUAGAAGAAGUAUGACGAUAUCUUUUUGUGGUUGUCAUUAUGCAACUUUAUAACAGUGUUAGACAUUAUGUAGAAGUAGGGUUGAACAAUGAUGCUACUACACUUAAUGUGACAUGCUGUCUUUGGUGACCUCAUGUAAAACACAUCUGUUCUGCUAACUUGUUCGUUUACUUUCAGGAUGAAAUCAUGUACGGUGCUCUGAGCUUUUAUAUUUUACAUCACAUACGACACGUGUGAGGUUUUAUUAAAUGAGCUACAUGCGAGAGUAAACAUACUUCUAGUCUGCAAAUGUUUCCUUUUAAAUAAAUAGCUCGGCUUAAAUCUUUUAUUAUUACUCUUUUGGUACCGAGGUUUCCGAGUUUUUCUUUAACACUGUCGUGUCUGGCUUGCUCUAUAGAACUAUAUUAGAGCUAAAUUUAAAUCUAUAUCCAGAUGUCUGUACAGCUGCUGUAUGACAAUGUUCAGUGUUAAAAGUGCUAUAUAAAUAAAGAUUUGAAUUGAA